Molecule: messenger RNA, 5065 nt
Organism: Dreissena polymorpha
Lineage: Eukaryota; Metazoa; Mollusca; Bivalvia; Myida; Dreissenidae
Exons: 3
Coding region: 42-2030 (662 amino acids)
Molecular function (GO): zinc ion binding
Source: RefSeq, a predicted model, not a curated record
GUCACAUAUCACCUGACAUCGGUUACAAAGAUUGCAUUUCAAUGUUUAAGCUAACAACCAAAGAAGUUAUUAAUAGUGACAAAAUGGCUUCCAAUAUGGAGAGUUCAAUUAAUAUAGGAUCAGAAUCAUUCUUUGGCUUUUCUUGUUUCACAUGUCAGGAAGAUGACAAAAACACAAAGGCUGAUUUUUACUGUGAGGAAUGUUAUAAAUUUUACUGUAGCAAAUGUGUUGAGGAUCAUAACUAUCUUUACAAAAAACAUCUAAUUUUGGACAAGAAAAACAUCAGCCAGUGGCGUGAGACUUAUGUUAUCCAACUAGAGCAAUGUCAGGAGCACAAGAAAGAAAAACUGACAGGAUUCUGUGAGGACCACAGUCAGCUGAUAUGUCAUGCCUGUCAUGUCCACAAUCACCAGAAAUGCAGUCAUGUUGUACUUAUAGCUGACAAAGUGAAAGACCUCCAUCAAAAAGGAGACUUCAAACAGUUGUCAGCAACAAUUGAUACACAAUACCAGAAGUUGAUACAUAAGAAAGAUAACUUAGAGGAAAACAUGAAGUCUAUUGAGAAAUCAUACAAUAAAAUUCUGGAAAGAAUCAAUGCUUUACGAAAGACAAUAAAUGAUGCCUUGGAUCAACUGGAAAAGAAUACCAAGAAGGAGUUGGACACACUACUGGAAACCACGAGGGCAUCAAUUCAAACUGACAUAGAAAACUGCACUGAGUCCAUCAAAAAUAUUACAUGCUUAAAAGAAGGUUGGAUGAGAAUAAAAGAAAAAAGUGAAUCACUGAAUUUUAUCAAGUAUAGAAAAUGUUUUGUCCAUUCCAUCAAGGUAGACGCAGUUUUACAAGAAAUAACAAAAAAUAAUGAGAUCAAACUUAUCUUUAGACCUGACACAACUAUCCAGCAAAACCUGUCCACUCUCUCAGUAUUGGGACUAUCAUUUAGCUCAGUAAAAACUGUUCAACCUGCUCAAAGGAUUACACAAAACCAGAAUAAACCUGAAGCAUCCAGCCAGUCUGACCCUGGAAACCAAACAACUUCAAGAUUAAAGGAAAAUAAAAAUAUUCCAGAUCCCAGUUCAUCUAGAAAGUACACACGAGGAAACCGAACAAGUGAUCUGACCAAGACAGGUCAGGUGUCUGAUCUAGAAUCAAGUUCAUCAGACCAGCUGGUCAAGGGAUUUCAACCAGGGGCAGUAAGCAAGCCUGAUCAAAUAAUCAAAAUGAAGAGUAGAAAGAACUACGGUGUGAAGCUUAAAGGUGAUAAAUACAAUUUUUGCGUGAUAACUGGUAUCUGUGAGGCAGCUACUGGAGGACUCCUUAUCACAGAUCAGAACAACCGUAAAGUGAAGCUCCUGGAUCAGACUUACAACGUGGUGGCCCACUGUGACUUGCCUAAUGAACCAUGGUCCAUGUGCAGCAUUGACUCGAGUUUGGUGGCUGUUACUGUGGAUAACAAUGAUGUCCACUUCAUCGAAGUGACCAAUGGUCAGUUGAUAAAGGAUAGGAUACUGAAUCUCCGACAUUACUGCAGGGGUAUUACCCAUCAGCAUGGUAACAUGUACAUUACAGAUGGUAGAGCUCUGUAUCUCUAUACUCUGGAAGGAAGAAUGGUGCGUGAGAUGUAUAGGGAUACAUCAUGUGGACGGCCAGGUAAUAAGCCAGUUGCCUCCUGUGCAGUGAGUCCAGAUGGAGACAGGAUAUAUGUGGCCAACAUGUCCAGUAAACAGCUGGUCACACUGUCCAGGGAUGGAACAGUGAUCUCCACCCUGACUGACACUGCACUGGACUCACUAGGAACACAACUUGGCCUACAUGUGACAGAUUCAGGACAAGUUCUGAUGUGUGUAUACUGGUCUUCAACAAUCAUCCAGGUGGACAGGGAUGGGAGACAGAUACUGGCAGAGAUGGUCACAAAAAAUGAUGGUGUGACUCGCCCUAUAUCUGUCUACUACAGUAAGCAUACAGGCUCAAUCAUUGUAGGAAUGGGGGAAAAUAAUAAAAUCAUAGUCUUUAAGGCACUAUUGGAGUAGGAUGAUGUUCAUUUAUAAUCAUUUAAUUAUACACUCACAUAUUAAGUGUCAUGUAAUGAGUGGUACAGUUUUGAAUACAUGGUUUUAUGUUAGAAAUGACUGUAGGACAUAUUCAUUAUUUUGUGUUUUAAGCUAUUACAAGUUUCCAAUGACACCAGUCUUUACCAAGCCUGUAUCAAUACGAACUUUAAUUGAAAUAUGCUCAGAUAUUAAUAGCAAAACAAUAAAUAAAUUAUUAGUUUGAAUGUAACAAGUUUUAUAAGGAUUGUUUGAACAUAUUAGAAUAGUCUAUUCAUAGGAUUAUAUUUAAGAGAAUACAUUUAUUUGUUGCUUAUAAAAACUAUAUUCUUGGAUUGUUCAUGGCGUGCAAGUGAAGUACUGUUAUUGAGAUGUUUAUGAAUAUAUUGUCUGAGUCAGUAUGUAAAGUAUCAUUCAAACUUAUAUGUAUGACGUGAAUAUGAUAUCAUACAGUUAUCUUUUUACAAACUGCACAUUUAAUGAAACCAAUAUGCAAACUCUGCCACCAGUAAUGUCAAGAUACAAGGCAGUGCUUUUAUGGCAACUUAGGGGCCGAUAUUCGGCCCCAUUCCCCUCAAGAAAGAGUAUAUAUUUUCCCCCAAUUUUGUAGAAAAAUCCCCUCCAAAAGAUAAAAAAUUUUUUUUGUUUUUAGAAAGAACUGUCAAGUGAUAAAUAUAUCUCAAAUUUAUUUUAUAAACAACUAAAAAAGUAUAUAACCAUAAUUAAUAUUAUUUUGAAUUAUUAUAAAGAGUUAUAUUAAAUUAGUUUUUCCCAAAUCAGUUGACUUUUCACAUGAAUUACAUUUCUUUCCCUAAAUGGCCAGGAAAAGGCCUGAUGUAUCUAUAUUGUGUCAAUAUGUGUUGAUAGAAACAUUCCAAUUUGGUCCAUUUUAUUCCUAAAAUUCGCAAUUUUAUCGAUUUAAAAAAAUCCCAAUUAGACUCAAAAUGAUUAGGAAAACUGAGACUGUGCAUGAAGGCUGAACUGUCUGAAACUAAUGUUGAAAAAAUCAUUGAUAUAUAUUUAAGAAAAAGGACAGAGACAUUCAGCUGUGAACAUUACAUUCAUACAUACAUGUGUAUUCAUAUAUUAAACAUCAUUACAUAUAAAAGAGUUGUUUUUUUAUUUUCCCCUUUUCCUAAAAAACAACUCGUUUUUCCCCUUUAGACGGGCCCCGCCACCAUUCCCCUAUAGGUGAAAAGAAAACACUGAUGAAGGAUUGAAAUCAAAGGAUAAAAAUGUUUCACCGACACUGAUUCAUACAUAUCGUAUGUUUUAACACAAAUCCACUAUUUAUUCUUUAGUAGAUAAACAAAUAAUGGGCCAUAUUAUGCCAAAAACUGGUCGCACACACUAUUACUUUUUGUUAUGAUGAUCUGCACAUUAAGAUCAUUCAACUGUGAAAGUUUGAUCCAGAUCUACCCAAUAUUUAAACAGAAGUUGAAAACUUAACAUGUUUGGACUUCAGGGACUUCAAUUGAAGCAGGUUCCAGCUUCUUGAUGCAAGCAUUUAAAAAUCUUCUCUCUUUUGACUCCUGACAAAAUCUGCCUUGAAUCAUUUUGAUGCAAAUGUUUCCAAGAAGCCAACUCCAAAAUAUAUCUUUUAUCGCCCAAUUAGCGCUGUCUGCAUUAUGAGUAUUUUACUUAAGUUGAUGCAAAACAACAUCUUCAGAGUAUCGGUAUGCACAAACUUUCAGAGACGAAAUAACUUUUGACUAAAGUAAGUUGACCCCUGAACAUUUCAUAAGAGACCUGUAAAUAUCAAGCACGGGGUAGUUUGACUCCUGGUUUUCAAAAUCUAUUGAAAAUAGUGCAAAAAGCGCUAGGUUACUCACUUGAGACAUGGUGAGACUUAACUUUUAUGUGCAGAUUUUAUGACAUUAAAUAAUAACUGUGGUUCCUUACAAGGUUUUUAACUCUGUAGGACAAAGAUUCUAAUUGUGGAGCGUCGUGAGAAAACUGGGCUUAAUGCAUGUGCUUAAAGUGUCGUCUCAGAUUAGCCUGUGCAGAUCGCACAGGCUAAUAAAGAGACGACACUUUCCGCCUAAAUUGCAUUUUUGCUAAGAAGAGACUUCAUUUAAACGAAAAAUAUCAUAAAAGCGGAAAGUGUCGUCCCAGAUUAGCCUGUGCGGACUGCACAUGCUAAUCUGGGGCGACACUUUACGCACAUGCCUUAUGUCCAGUUUUCUCAGAACGCGAUUCUAUGUAGUUUGAGACAUUAUACGAUUUUAUUAAUGUUUUUACUACAAACAUAUAAAAAAAUAGUGCCUAAAAGCCCUAAGUUGAUCACCUGAGAAAUAUACUAACUAAACUAACCUGUUUUGUGUAGAUUUUGUGAUAUUUGUGUAAUAACUAUAGAUUUUAUUACUGAGUUUUUUUAUUCUGUAUGACUCAGACAUAAUGAGUUAUGAGACAUUAUUAUUACAAAUUUGAUUGAGCUCUUACUACUUACAUACAGAAAUCUUUGUAUUUCACAGCUUUGACCUUAGUUCGUACAUGUGAGACGUUGUCUUGAUAUAUUGAUAUCGAGCUUAGUUCCUGCAUGUGAGACAUCUUCUUGAUAUGAUGAUACAGUUUGCCAAUUUAUUUCUGAAUUUUUCAUCAUUAAUAUAUUUUGCCAAUUCAUUUCAGAAUUCCAUUACGCACGAAAAAUACCCAUCAGUGACAUAUAGAUUGCUAUCACCAUAUAUAUAAAGACACACAUUUCAAUUGAGCGUCCACUGUGACCUUUACCUUUAUGUGAUCAACAGUUGCUGCAUUUUGGUCAGGUCACGAGAUACAAUCUUAGAAAAAAUUAUCACCACUUUUGAUCCACAUUUAUGACUCAAAAUUGAUAAAACUUGUAAUAGUAUAGGCCUUAAAUUGAAUGCAUGAGUCAUACCCUGUGCCACUCUGUUAGUAUAUACAUACAUGCCUCCACAGUUAACUCAGUCUACUGCUAGCGUUCAUCAAAUGCACGCGCACUAUCAACUUGCCUGAUAAUAUAUUUAUUUUGGAUGUAUAAUAAACUUAUAAACCAU